Messenger RNA from Poecilia latipinna (sailfin molly), 914 nucleotides. RefSeq names its product prostaglandin E synthase (gene ptges). Bases 111 to 551 code for a protein of 146 amino acids. Gene Ontology annotation, biological process: prostaglandin biosynthetic process. The transcript has 3 exons. Gene Ontology annotation, cellular component: membrane. Lineage: Eukaryota; Metazoa; Chordata; Actinopteri; Cyprinodontiformes; Poeciliidae. Gene Ontology annotation, molecular function: prostaglandin-E synthase activity. The record is from RefSeq and is a predicted model, not a curated record.
GCCUUUGGGCCAACUCUCACUUUCAGCAGCAGCAGCAGCACAACGGGACCGGCGCUUGAUUUUUAUUUUUUUUAUUUUUUUCAUCCGCUGACAGUAAUCCAGCAGCAGCCAUGAUAAGAAACGAGGUUUUCUCCUGUUUUGUCUUCUACGCCGUCCUCCUGGUGAUCAAAAUGUACACUAUCGCGAUCAUAACGGGACAAGUGAGGCUACGGAAAAAGGCUUUCGCCAACCCGGAGGACGCGCUGAGACACGGAGGGCUGCAGUUUCACAGAGAGGAUCCCUACGUGGAAAGAUGCCGAAGGGCUCACCUGAACGACUUGGAGAACAUCCUCCCUUUCCUCUUCCUGGGGGCCGUCUACUCCCUGACCGGACCUUCGCUAACUGUGGCUCGCCUUCACUUCCUCGUGUUUUUUCUCGCCCGCGUGCUGCACAGCCUUGCCUACCUGUUGGCCCUGCAAGCACCCACCCGUUCUCUGGCCUACACCGCCGCACAGGUGCCCUGUGUUUCCAUGGCUGUGCAGAUCCUGAUGUCAGUGGCAUCCUUCGCCUAGUUUUCAAAGACGUUGGGAGUGAAGACUCCCAACGUCAAAAGACUAACUUUGGACGCCCAUUCAUGACCUGUAUCAGAGAGGGUUAACUACGGGUUCCUGUAGAAAGACAGUGGGAGUGCAAUAUAAGCUGUUGGAUUACGCCUGAGCGUUUUAAAUUUUUUUUUUUUAUUUUAACGUAAGAUCCUGUCAGUAUUUGUAUUGUCAUGCUUUAAAAAACGUGACAAUGUCUCAACAGAUUUUGAAGUACAAUGUUUGACGCCAUAGACUCUACUGAUGUAUCUAAAAUGCAAAUGAAGUUUGAUGCAGAUUUUUUUUUUUUUUGGUUUUAACAGAAAUUUCUUGAAAUCUAAUGACUCAAAGCCA